Molecule: messenger RNA, 1079 nt
Organism: Homarus americanus (American lobster)
Lineage: Eukaryota; Metazoa; Arthropoda; Malacostraca; Decapoda; Nephropidae
Gene: Archease
Product: protein archease-like
Exons: 2
Coding region: 262-720 (152 amino acids)
Biological process (GO): tRNA splicing, via endonucleolytic cleavage and ligation
Cellular component (GO): tRNA-splicing ligase complex
Source: RefSeq, a predicted model, not a curated record
UAUUCUACAGAUGAUUCAAGUGUCGGGACCCAACGAAAAUAUAAUUGAGUUUUAGUUCCUUGCGGUGUUCCUUGGAGACCUUGUUGCCUGAUAACGUAAAUAGAGAAUGUCAUCACUAAUAUCGUACUCUGAAUUUCAGUAGAACAGUAAUACAAAUUUGUUAAAUGCUGUUGCAGAAUAAAUAUGGUAAUUGCAUGAUAAGAAGUGAUAGUUUUUACAUCUUUUACUAGUGACAUCCACACUGUGAUCCAGGAAGAAACAAUGAAUUUAACCACUGAUGAGCUUGAACUUCCUUCAUGCAAAUAUGAGUAUCUUGACCAUCCAGCAGAUGUUCAGAUUCACUCCUGGGGUGACAAUUUAACUGAAGCCUUUGAACAAGCUGCAGUAGCCAUGUAUGGUUACAUGACUGAGAUUGAUACAGUUGAGAUUGGUAGCCGGCAGGAAAUUGAAGCAGAGGGUCAUGACAUGGAAAGCCUCCUGUAUAAUUUUCUUGAUGAAUGUUUAUAUGAAUUUUCUGCCGAACCUUUCUUUAUUGUACGUAAGGUAGUAAUUACAGAAUUCAAUAAAGAAGCCUUCAGUAUUAAAGCUAAAUUAUAUGGAGAAGAGUUUGACUUAGAAAAACACCCACAAGGUACAGAAGUAAAGGCCAUUACAUAUGCUAGCAUGCAGGUUUAUGACAGUGAAGAUCAGCAUGAACUUUUUGUUAUUAUUGAUAUAUGAUUUUAAUAUUAAAAUUCAUAGUGUAAUAUUUUUAUUUCUUAUCAGACACCAUGUUAUCUUACGGCCAUUUUUUAAAACAUUCGGGGCAGUGAGUCUGAAGAGUAAUCCUAUAAAAAAUAUUUAAUGUAACCUAACAAACACUGGUAGUACCUAAACUUCACAGGAACAACAACACAAACAAUGAAAUGUAGCCGGUAAAUUAUCAGCAUGAGUCACAUGUAACACGAGCGGUGACACCCGCAAGCUACUAUUUCCUAAAUAAGCUAUCAAGCACGUGUGCCUCAACUUGUAUCUUUUCUAUAUAAUAUUCUGUACUUACAAAUUGGAUAUGGUAUUACAUCUAUCUAUCACAAACAAAA